Molecule: messenger RNA, 495 nt
Organism: Caenorhabditis remanei
Lineage: Eukaryota; Metazoa; Nematoda; Chromadorea; Rhabditida; Rhabditidae
Exons: 4
Coding region: 1-495 (164 amino acids)
Source: RefSeq, a predicted model, not a curated record
AUGAAAUUUUUCUCAGAAUCCGCAACUGCUCAAAUCACAAUGGCCCCAACCAAGAAAAGAGUCAAGAAUGCUGGAACACUGGCAAAAGCUCCAAGAGCUAGACAAGCUUCAAGAGUUCUCAGGAAAAUAAUUCUGGGAAAAGUGCCCCAGCAAGAGUGGAAGUUUGAUACGACUGAAAAUAUAGUGUAUCUGCGCUACCAAACACAUAAAAUGGAAGAGAGUCUUAGUUACUCAAAUGCAAGAACCACGGCAAUUCUCAAUGAUCUGAGAGUUGCCACAAAAGAUGAAAUUUCCACAAGAGUGGUUGGUGAAAACUUCUAUGUAGAAGAGGAGAACACGGGAAGAUUGUUCAAAGUACAAUCUUUCCGUAUCCUUGAUCAGUGGGCACAUUUUGAGGUAGAAUGGGUGAUGAAAAGAAAAGCAGAAGAAAUGAUGGACGAAGAGGAAAAAGAAAAGAAGAACGCUCGUCGAGCUGAGAACGCCGCAGCUCAAUAA